Brassica napus (rape) is the source of this 1883-nucleotide messenger RNA. RefSeq names its product actin-related protein 2/3 complex subunit 3. The coding region runs from base 1123 to 1647 and encodes 174 amino acids. Gene Ontology annotation, cellular component: Arp2/3 protein complex; cytoskeleton. Gene Ontology annotation, biological process: regulation of actin filament polymerization; Arp2/3 complex-mediated actin nucleation. Gene Ontology annotation, molecular function: actin filament binding. The record is from RefSeq and is a predicted model, not a curated record. NCBI's taxonomy places the organism in Eukaryota, Viridiplantae, Streptophyta, Magnoliopsida, Brassicales, Brassicaceae. The transcript is spliced from 14 exons.
AUAAUCCUUUCCACGAGAAAGAAGAGACCAGAAAGUGCUGUCUUUAAAAAAAAAAACAAAAGGUCUCUUCGUCCAAAUCGACGAUUCUGGAAACACCGAAGAAAAUUAUCAAUCUUACAGAUCGUAUCAAGAAGGUCAAACGGUUAAGGAUGGAUGGAGAAGAUAAAGGAUCAAAGCUUCUGAUUUUGAUCUUUCAAACGUGCCUCCGCUUGACAAUCGAAAAGGACAACAAUUGUAGAUUAGAGAUCCAGGAACAUCGUUUUGCGGAUCAAAGUUAUUAGGGUUCUUUGAAUCAGCUUUGCGGAUAAAAGAUGGUUGAGUUCGUUUAUGGUCUCAUAAAGCAUCUGACUCAUACUUUAUCACAGAUCGACACUACAAUUACAAAGGAGAUAAAUCUUUACUAUUACAAAGAGUCUAAUUUGAGAGAAUUUCUAGCUACCGUCCAUAGACACUGCUAUUCCCUUUCCAUGUCAGGAGUUGGCAAGGUGUGCUAAAGGAUGAAGAUACAUGUAUUUUUUACACAAUACUCUACAUUCAGUAAUCCAGUAGGGUGGAAAGCGUUUCCAGAGCACCUUUUUUUAAUGAUGAAGAUAAGUUAUUGUUUUGUUCAAGUAUCUUAAACACUCGAUGUUAGUAAACAGUAUGUAAAAGACUUAUAGAUAAGUACUUCAACUUAGAUGUUCCUCUUUGCUAUAUACAGGAAUUAUCUCGCAAUAUGCUACAAAUACAACUUCUUUGCUGGGAUGAUAUGACACAAAGUAUGUAGUGAUGGACAUUGGACUCAGAUCGUUCACAGAGGAUAAAACACAAAGGAACAUCUUGUGGAGGAGGGAUAGAUGUAGAGCGUUUCAGAGACCCGCCCAAAUCCUUUUUCAUAGUUAGGAUGUAUGGCUAAACUUCAAUAUAAAAGAGGAGCAGCAAGACAUGAUACGCACACAAAAGGUAUGAAGGACCUUGACUUGGACCCACCAUUCAGGCUUGUACGGCCUGAUAUCGGACAGCUCGUCGAUUAGAGACUACCGUCGUUACUUCGCCGCGGAUUCUUCACCGGAAUCAGUAGAUCUACGUUCUCACAGCUUCGAUUCGAUUGUUUCUUCCUCCUGAUAUCUGUUUUGGAACACAAUGGUAUAUCACUCGAGCUUUGUGGAAGAAGAAGGGAUAACAAAGGCGUGUGGCUGUCCUUUGCUUCCUCUCAAGAGCCACAUCAAGGGUCCUGCACCUGUUUCAGAACAAGAUAGGACUGAUAUAGUGGAUGAGGCAAUCACGUUCUUCCGCGCGAAUGUCUUCUUCACAAACUUUCCUAUCAAAAGUCCUGCUGAUAAGCUCCUUAUUUACUUGACCUUCUACAUAAACGUGGCGUUGAAGAGGCUCGAAGGGUGUAGAACACUGGCUGUUGGAACUAAGGCGAUUAUCAACUUGGGUUUAGAGGAUAUCCCUGUUCCUGGGGAAACUGGGUUUCCGUUUCCUGGUCUCUUUUCACUUCCUUCGUCCCAGGAAGAAGCAGAUCUUUUCAGGAACUAUCUGAAGCAGGUUCGAGAGGAGACUAGUGGGAGGCUACUGAGUGUAGCGUAUAGAGCUAAUGGGACACCGAACAAAUGGUGGCUUGCAUUCGCCAAGAGGAAAUUUAUCAACGUGGUUCUCCUCUAAAUCUUCAUCACUGCUCCAUUACAAACGAAGGAUUCCCAAGCCAUUCGAGAUCAUGAGCACUUUCGCCUUUAGCUGAAAAUUUUGUAUUAGAGAAGAAAGGUUUCUCUCUGGGUCUCUAUAUAUACAUAGAUAUACGUAAGACUGUAAGAGUUUGUGACAGACUGACAGUGUAGUAUUAUUUCAUACGACUGUUUGGUGAUACAAGGUCAAAGUUACCGAGAAAUCGUUUGUUAUUA